Molecule: messenger RNA, 972 nt
Organism: Phlebotomus argentipes
Lineage: Eukaryota; Metazoa; Arthropoda; Insecta; Diptera; Psychodidae
Product: protein BCCIP homolog
Exons: 2
Coding region: 114-953 (279 amino acids)
Cellular component (GO): nucleus
Source: RefSeq, a predicted model, not a curated record
GGUGAGAAACUUUGACAAAUACACUGUAAAAAACAUAUCCACCUCUGGCAUGGUGCGAGGAAUUUCACAAAUUGUGUAAAAAGUUAGUUUAAGCAGCAGAUUGCAGGUAAAUCAUGUCCGGAAGCAAAGUACCUAAGGUGUCCAAGGAUGAGGAGGUGGAAUCCGACGCCAGCAUGGACGAUAUCUACUCAGGAAACGAGAAGCUCCAAGUGGAUUUUGAGGGCAGAAAUCCCAUCGACAGUGACUUCGAUGGCAUCAAGCAGAUGCUGAAUCAACUCUUCCUCAAUGCCACAAUCAACACAAAUGAGCUGACAGACCUGCUGAUUGCCCAGAACUACGUAGGCAGCGUGAUCUGGCAGAGCGAUGUGGACGACGAGGAGGAUGAGAGCGACAUGGAUGACUCGGGACUGAUAUUUGGCAUCACCUCAGUGCUCAACAUCAGCCAGAAGCUGGAGAAGGAGAGCAUAAAGCAGAUCAGGCAGUAUUUGCUGGAGAAAUCACAAAGUGCCGCCGAUGCUGCCGGAAAGCUGAAGGAGAUCCUGGAGGAUGUUGACCAUCCCGUGGGUUUCCUCGUCAACGAGCGCUUCAUCAACAUCCCUCCAAUGAUUUCUAUUCCACUGCUGGACAGCCUCCAGAAGGAGAUUAAUCGCGCUGUGACGAAAAAUAUGCCCUUCAAGUUCGAGUAUUUCCUCAUGAUCCUCAAGUACUACAAGACAGACGCCAAGAAGAAGUCCAAAAACUUCGACGAAGUGAAUUUCUCCAAUCCCGAGGAGGAGGUAAUCGCCAAGGAUGCGAUUCUGUCCUUUGACUAUUCCGUGGCUGAGGCGGACACAGGAUUGACCGGCAAUUGGCUGGAAGACGACGUCGCUUUGACUCCCUACAGGAAAGUCAUUGUGUUUGAGGCGAGAAAACUGCCGGAAAUUGUUGGGAGAAUCAAGGAAUUUGUUGAAUAAAAGAGACAACCCCCCAAAA